UUUUGAUCUUAAUAUAAUUUGUGUUUUUAGUGUUUAAAAUUUGAACUUGGCAAUUUCAAAAUUUUUUUAAUUACAAAUUAUCUACUUUGAAUUUUUUUUUUCAAUCAUUAAUGGCUUUUGGAUCCUGUCUUCAGUCAAAAUUACAAUCACUGAUAUGUGUUUUACAUUUAUGACAUCGAGAUUUGAUAUAUUUUUAUAACAUUGAUUGGAUUAAAUAUUUAUCAUCAUGCCUCAUCAUUAUGGUCCUGAACUUUCUAUGCAAAUUCGUCCUGAAAAGCGGCUAACAAAAGAUGCCAUGGAAAGAUAUCUACGUGAUAGGAAUGAUUUAGUUUUAGUUAUUCUUCAUGCUAAAGUAGCACAAAAAUCAUAUGGUAACGAAAAACGCUUUUUCUGCCCACCGCCAUGUGUGUAUUUAUUUGGCAAUGGUUGGAGUUUGCGUCAACAGCAGCUUAUGAGAGAAGGUGUGACAGAACCCAAUUCUCAAAUGAGUGCAUUCAUCGGUAUCGGAAGUGCGGAUCAAGAUUUACAGCCACUUGAUCUUAACAAUAAUAAACAGUAUUGCGCUGCCAAAACAUUGUUUAUAUCUGAUUCUGACAAGCGCAAACAUUUUAUGCUCAUGGUUCGGAUGUUUUAUAAUAACGGGUACGAUAUUGGGACGUUUCACAGUAAAAGAAUUAAAGUUAUAUCCAAACCUUCGAAAAAGAAACAAUCGUUAAAAAAUGCAGACUUAUGUAUUGCUAGUGGAACAAAAGUGGCAUUAUUUAAUAGGCUUCGGUCUCAAACAGUGAGCACACGUUAUUUACAUGUUGAAAACGGAACUUUUCACGCUAGCUCAACUCAAUGGGGAGCUUUCAUAAUUUAUUUAUUAGAUGACGACGAAAGUGAAAGUGAAGAAUUUAAUGUUAGAGACGGUUAUAUUCAUUAUGGCAGCACAGUAAAGUUGGUAUGCAGUGUAACUGGAAUGGCUUUACCACGAUUAGUCAUCAGAAAAGUAGACAAGCAAACCGCGUUACUGGAAGCCGAUGAUCCCGUUUCACAACUUCACAAAUGUGCGUUCUAUAUGAAAGACACCGAUCACAUGUAUUUGUGUUUAGCACAAGAACGUAUCACAAAUUUCCAAGGUACAGCUUGUCCUAAGAGUCCAAACAAAGAAAUGAUUAACGAUGGAGCUUGUUGGACUAUAAUUAGUACGGACAAAGCCGAAUAUCAAUUCUAUGAAGGAAUGGGACCUGUAAACUCUCCAAUAACACCAGUUCCGGUAGUACACGGGUUAAAUACUAAUGGGGGAGGAGAUGUCACUAUGUUGGAAUUGAGUGGUGAAAACUUUACACCUCACUUACAAGUUUGGUUUGGAAAUGUUGAAUCUGAAACCAUGUUUCGUUGUCAAGAAAGCAUGAUAGCAGUCGUUCCUGAUAUAUCUUCAUUCAGAGGAGACUGGUCAUGGGUAAAACAUUUAACACAGGUGCCUGUAUCACUAGUAAGAAACGAUGGAAUUAUUUAUGCUACUGGUUUGACAUUUACAUACACUCCUGAGCCAGGACCAAGAAAUCGCGUUACACACGCUAAUGAAAUAAUGAGAACACCGAAUUCAAAUCAUAAUUAUUCUCUUUCACACAUAUUGAGUUGAUAUCUAGAAAAAAUUAUUAUAGUUUCAUAAAUGACUGAUCAAUUUGUUGUCAAAUGUAAUAUUAGUAAUAAUUUUAAGGAUAUUAUUUUAUUUUUGAUUAAAUUUUUAUUCAAUUGAAAAAUGAUUGCUCAAAUCAAAUUAAAUGUUGUACAUUCUAUAUUUAUACAUGUAUUAUAUUUUGAAUUAUUUAUGUUUUC
This is a messenger RNA of Adelges cooleyi (spruce gall adelgid), 1824 nucleotides long. Its product is annotated as suppressor of hairless protein-like. The transcript is spliced from 2 exons. Gene Ontology annotation, cellular component: nucleus. The coding region runs from base 227 to 1627 and encodes 466 amino acids. The record is from RefSeq and is a predicted model, not a curated record. Gene Ontology annotation, biological process: regulation of transcription by RNA polymerase II. Lineage: Eukaryota; Metazoa; Arthropoda; Insecta; Hemiptera; Adelgidae. Gene Ontology annotation, molecular function: DNA-binding transcription activator activity, RNA polymerase II-specific; RNA polymerase II cis-regulatory region sequence-specific DNA binding.